Linepithema humile (Argentine ant) is the source of this 1496-nucleotide messenger RNA. Its product is annotated as zinc finger CCCH domain-containing protein 15 homolog. NCBI's taxonomy places the organism in Eukaryota, Metazoa, Arthropoda, Insecta, Hymenoptera, Formicidae. Gene Ontology annotation, molecular function: mRNA binding; metal ion binding. The record is from RefSeq and is a predicted model, not a curated record. Gene Ontology annotation, biological process: cytoplasmic translation. Gene Ontology annotation, cellular component: cytosol.
UCAAUACACUCUAUAAGCAAUGGCUACAGGCAUGCAGAGUAAUAAUGUUUUUUGGAAUAAAAUAAAACAUUCAUCGACAUUUUUUUAGAAGAAAUUUUAAGAGACUUUCUAUCUCAACGAGAAAAAAUUAAUUGAUAAAAUGCCACCGAAAAAGGCACCAGCGGCGAGCAAGAAAGCGGAGCAAAAAAAGAAGGAAAAGGUUAUCGAGGACAAAACUUUCGGUAUAAAAAACAAGAAAGGUGCCAAGCAGCAGAAGUUCAUUCAGCAGGUGGAGAAACAAGUGAAAUCAGGUGGUGUAAAUCCGCGCAAACUUGAAGAUCCCAAUGCUAAAAAGUUGGAAAAAGAAAAGAAGCUGAAAGAGCAAAAGGAACUAGCACUUAUUUUUAAGCCAGUUCAAGCACAGAAAAUAGAUAAAGGCAUAGAUCCCAAGUCUGUGGUGUGCGCAUUUUUUAAACAGGGACAAUGUACAAAAGGAGAUAAAUGUAAAUUUUCUCAUGAUUUGAGCAUUGAACGAAAAGCUGAGAAGCGUUCUUUGUACUGCGAUAUGAGAGAUGAUGAUGACAAGGAAGCAGAUACAAUGGACAAGUGGGAUGAAGAUAAACUGAAAGAAGUUGUGGAGAAGAAACAUGGUGGUGGCAAUCGUCCAACUACCGAUAUUAUCUGCAAACACUUUUUGGAGGCAGUAGAGAAGGCAAAAUAUGGUUGGUUCUGGGAGUGUCCAUCUGGUCAGAAAUGCAUUUAUAGGCAUGCUUUACCUCCUGGGUUUGUGCUGAAGAAGGAUAAAAAGAAAGAAGAGAAAAAGGAUGAAAUUUCUCUGGAAGACCUAAUAGAAACAGAAAGGGCCAAUUUGGGACUUAAUCAGACCAAGAUAACACUGGAGACAUUUUUGGCUUGGAAGAAGAGAAAAUUGAAAGAAAAAGAAGAGCAAGCAAUCAAGGACGAAGAGAAGAAAAGAAAUGAUUAUAGAGCUGGUCGCCAAGUCGGUAUAUCAGGAAGAGAAAUGUUUUACUUUAAUCCAGAUCUCGCAGCAGGAGAUGGUAUUGAUGAAGAAGAUGAAGCAAUAUUUAAUUACACUCGUGAAGAGGAUGAUUAUGAUGAAGAUGUACAAUAUAGAGAACUCGAUACUGAACGUCUCGCUUUUGAAGCUAGCGAAAUUGAUACUAAAGGUAUUACUAUGGCUGCUGCAGAUCGGUUAAUGGCUAAUAAUGUCACUGAUAGCGAUGAAGAUGUCACAGUAACAGUAGAAGAAGGUGCAACAGCGGUAACCAUUAACGAAAAUCUUUUCGUGGAGGAGGAUCUGGAAGGUUUAGAGGAAGAAUUGGGGGACCUGGAGUUGGAGGAGUAAUCCAGAUGUCCCGAACAUGUCUCUCCUCAUUAUGCCAUUGCUCCUCUCUUUCCUGUAUUUUAUUAUUUUAAUGUUUUCGUUAAAGAAAAUCAUUAGUCUCAAAAUUUUGAUGAAUUGUAUGUUGGUGCAAUAUGCAUUGUAUUCACAUAAA